Molecule: messenger RNA, 2235 nt
Organism: Salmo salar (Atlantic salmon)
Lineage: Eukaryota; Metazoa; Chordata; Actinopteri; Salmoniformes; Salmonidae
Product: histone chaperone asf1b-B
Biological process (GO): DNA replication-dependent chromatin assembly
Cellular component (GO): chromatin; nucleus
Molecular function (GO): histone binding
Source: RefSeq, a predicted model, not a curated record
ACGCUGCUGGAUUUCGUGACGUCACGCGGACCAUUUCCGAACACACUGGCGGGAGUGCGAAUGUUAUCCUCUAGCUACAAAAUAACCCAAAACCUGCCAAAGCAAGCUUUUGUUGAAUUUAUUUUGAAAACGAAUCUAGCGCCAAGCAGGUGUUAUAUUGCAAGCAAUUGAAAUUGACAAAGUUUGCAGGAGAGAAGACGGUAACAACCACCAGAAGACGCCACACACGUAUCUUUAGUCAAAGAGACGGAAUUGUUAACGUUAGCUGGUUUAUUAUUUUCCCGUUCUGCCUUUAUCUGCAACGUCAAGGGAGAUAGAGUUAAAUUCGAUUCAUUUUCAAAUUAUUCAUCAGCUACGCUUUCAAGACUACUGAAAAUAAAUGGCUAAAGUUCAAGUGUUGAAUGUCGCUGUGUUAGACAACCCAAGUCCUUUUGGGAACCCGUUUCAGUUCGAGAUUACGUUCGAAUGCAUGGAGGAUUUACCGGAGGACCUGGAGUGGAAGAUCAUCUAUGUGGGCUCAGCAGAGAGUGAGGAGUAUGAUCAGACUCUGGACUCAGUUCUGGUUGGACCAGUACCGGCAGGCAGACACAUGUUCGUGUUCCAGGCGGAUGCCCCCAACACCGGGCUGAUUCCUGAGAGUGAUGCUGUGGGGGUAACCGUGGCGCUCAUCACCUGCACCUACAACGGACAGGAGUUCAUCCGUAUCGGUUACUAUGUCAACAAUGAAUACACCGACCCAGAGCUCAGAGAGAACCCACCGGUCAAACCAGACUACACACAGCUGCAGAGGAACAUCCUGGCCUCUAACCCCCGUGUGACCCGGUUCCAUAUCAACUGGGAUGGCUGUUCAGACAAGAUGGAGGACAGUGAGAACGUAGACCCCUCCCCCAACAGCAGCAGUAGCAGCAGCAUGGCGCCCUCCUCCUGUUUACCUGGCAAGGCGUUACCUGUAGGACUGAUGUCUGGUAACUCUAUGGACUGUCUGUAGAACACAGACACCCCACCAGCAUUGCCUUGCCACGUUCUACUCCAGCAGCCGCCAGUCUUUGGCAGGAAGGUUGAGUCACUAUUAUAAACCAGCUGUACUGUAGGGUAUACGGUCUCCCUCCUUCACACAGCAACACCUCUCUCUGUCUCCACUGGCACCCUAUUCCCUCCAUAGUGCACUACCUUUUUAAACGGGGUCCUCUGCUCCAAUGUAGUGCACUAUCACGGAACAGGGUGCCAUGUCAGACUCCUGGUCCAAAACGUCCUGUUCUGUGUCUUCUUGUUUUACAACCCAACUUGACCUGGACCGGUUUCCAUACCAACACCGCUAAAGCUCAGGCCCUGCUUCAGUACUGUAGAAAUGUGUCUCUGUUUCCUUGAGGUGAGCAGGGAACCUGGAAGUGAUUUGUAUCGGUGGCAACAAGGUGACCACACUAUUACUUCUACCUGUCCAACCAAUCCCUGAUCUGGGAUUACUUCCACCUGUCCAACCAAUCCCUGAUCUGGGAUUACUUCCACCUGUCCAACCAAUCCCUGAUCUGGGAUUACUUCCACCUGUCCAACCAAUCCCUGAUCUGGGAUUACUUCCACCUGUCCAACCAAUCCCUGAUCUGGGAUUACUUCCACCUGUCCAACCAAUCCCCGAUCUGGGAUUACUUCCACCUGUCCAACCAAUCUCCGGUCUGGGAUUACUUCCACCUGUCCAACCAAUCUCCGAUCUGGGAUUACUUCCAGGAAGGUAGGCCUCUAGAGGGAGACUGAGUUGUCUCUAGGAAAAAGCCUAACCCUACAGGGUGACUCCAGGACUGUUCAGGCCUCAAUUCCAUUUCAAUUCAGGAAGUACUCUGUAACUCCAAUUCAAAUCAAGGCUUUUUAAUGAAGAAAAAUGUAGAAUUGGAAUUUGUUUUACUUACUGAAUAGAAAUUUAAAAGGACUUGAUCCCAAACCUGGUUCUGUGUCCCAAAUGUCAGUCUGUUCCCUACAUAGUGCACUACCUUUGACUAGAGUUGUCCGGGGCCAAUAGGGCUGUUGUCAAAAGUAGGGCACUAUGUAGGGGAUAGGGUACCAUUUGGGAGGUACCAUGCAUUGUAGUUGGGGGAGGGGUUUGUUUGUCAGUCAUUUGACUGUUGUUACUUUACUGUAUAUACCUGUGAUUCAUUAGCGCUUAAGAGAUGUCAUGUUUUUUUUUUGCAUUGUAAUAUUUGUAACAAUGAAAAGUAAUAAUAAUAAACAUUUGUUGUUUUUAAA